AUGCACCAUCGUUUCGAGUCUUAUCUCGACGUCCUGGACAGCAAGUCUCCGAAGGUUUCGGCCGGAAGUCGAAGCUCUGACCGCAUCACACGCUGGAACACGGCCAAGGAAUUGGGCCGUUCUCGGAAAGCCCGAUCUUCUGAACCUGAGCCUCUUCUCCGAAGAGCUAACACGAUCGCUCAUACACCGGCAACUAGAUCUUCAAGAGAAGAACGAACACUGGAAGAACGUCGAUUGAUCCACCGGGAGCGCAGGACUCUGAAAGAGAGUGGAGAUUACCUUGGCGUCACAGGAAUCAACCCAGUCACAGGAGAACUAGACGUUGAGACACCGUCUACAACCAGCUUCAGCUCUGCUUCCUUGACUCUCGACCAAAAGCUGGAAGCUAGACGCAAGUCGGAGUCUCGACGUACGCGCCGCGGGGCCGAACUCCUCACAGAAGAGGUGACCAAAAAGCUCCAGCAACGAGAAGAGCAAAGGUUUGCCCGGAAAGAUCGGGAAAAGGAGGCCAUACGACAAGCACAGCGCAACGUUCAGUGGCAACGCCAUAGACAGCAGUGGUCUUCUGCCAAAGAGCCUGUACUUAGCCCGAUUGCGCAGUCAAACAAGAGCGUAUCGACUCGCGGUUCUGAAGCGAAAGACGCCCGAUACCUGCCUGAGCAACCAAACGCUCAUCGUUUGGGGAUGGGCCAUACUGAUCCCAAAUCUCAUGUGCCCAAACAUAUCAUCUCGGAAGAAAACGAUGCUGAUUCAUCUGACACUGUGAUACGAACCCCUCAAAGCAGACGAUCAUCCCUGGCAUCCACCGCGGCUCAGGAACUCGGAACAAACGGCCGAAACUUAGGGGGAGAUCGACGACCUACGCAGUUGCCGCUCCCGUUUGGAAACUUGAACUCUCCGCAAAGCAUCAGUGAGAAAAGCCAGCCGGGUCACUUCGCCCUCCCAGCAUCAGUCACCAAAGGUCAAAGCCAGAAGGGCAAAGCCAUGGAAAAGGAGCUACCACCCAUACCUCAAGGACCUCAAAAAACGGUGUCUUUUUUAGGCCAGCGAAGCCCAGAGACAGAGCCGGGAGGCCGGCAAGCUCUCCGGGCCGUUUCCAACCCAAUGGUUCUACGGAAAGCAGACGAUCAGGAUCUGCCGGGAUGCCACAGCAGGGAAUUCUCAAGAAACCUGUCUCUAACCUCGGGCAAAAUCCCCAUCCGCCAUUCGAGGACAGUAUCAGCAAGCGCAAACCUGACGCCUACAAACCUCUUGAGAGAUCAUAUCCUGGGGGAAACAUACCCACACCCAGCCCUGGACUACCAGCAGCAGGCAACACUCAACCGCUGGGAGGCAAGACAACUUAUCCCACUGAUCCGAGAUAUGGAAGCCCUGGACGGCGAGGUGGAAUUGGCAGUAGCGCCACUAGUAGUGGCUUACCGUUCAUUGAUGCAAACUCACGAACUCAACGACCAGCAGGCAGCCAAGACUCGUGGCCCACCAAUCACAGCGAACAUAUCCCCAUUCGAGUCAUUAUUGACAUCCCAGAUCGACCAGAAAAGCUCGCCGCUUCAAGAGAACUUGUUGGCCCGAGAGCAUAUCCAGGCGCUGGAGGACAACCUUUGCAAGGUGACCCAAGAGCCGCCAAUCCCGAAAAGUCUCACCUUCGAGGACCGAGCAACAUCUCCAAGAAGGAUGGAGGUUCGCGAGGACGUGAUAUGCCAGCGGGAAGUGGGAAAGAUGGAGGCUCUAAAGACAAAAACUGCCACCACACCCAUCACCACCAUUAUUGGCUGCGGCCAAGGUCUUUCACAAUCGAGCCUAUGCCAAGAACAACCCAAGAGAAGAGUCAGCGAAAGCUGGAGCAUGUUGCAGAAUCGACGCGUGAGUCGACAGUGCGACGAACAGAUGUCAACGUCAACAGAGGACAUCUCGACCGAAAAAGUGCGGCAUCUAAGGACCGUCAAAAUAAGGACCCAGGCUUUGGCACCAAAAGGAAGCCAAACGCUGACCCUCCAGCAUCGAAACGAUGCGAUCCACAAGGUGGUCGAGAAAUACUCUGCGAGAAAUUUGGCAGACAGCGACAAGCAGGAGAGCCAAGCCGAGGACCCUGUCACACCACACAUGUUCACGUCUACAUCACCCCUAACCGUAUUGGAGCCAGCCACUCAGCAGGGCCAAAGCAAGAUCGCAUCGACGGGGGCGGCGCGGGCCGCAUUGGCCAAUUCGGGCAACAGGACGGCGGAAACUCGGAAACAGAGCCUCUCGGCCAGCGGAACGCCCAGAUCGCUGCCUACCAGCCUCAGGAAGCCUCCUCCCGACUCUGUUCCGAGUAGGAGAUUGCGGAACAAGUUCAAGGUCAUGAGGUUCUCGAACACGAGCCCGUCAAAGUCAACGAACACCGUAGCAGACGGUAUAGAGGCGAUGAGCAGCCGCGAGAGUUCAAAGACGUUUUGUGCCAUGAAAGGGAGAAACGACAAUCUGCAGGAUACACCAACGGAGAGCCAGCAGUUGUCAGCAGCCAGUCAAGCCAGGUUGAAAGCUGGCUGCAGCACGUCAACGACCCUGGUGAACAGCGACUCCGAAGGCGGCGACACCGGAGGUCGUUUGAGAAGAGGCGUGUUGAGUAAGCGUGUGCUAAAGUGCGCCACCGACGGCAAGCAGAUUGCGGGGAGCGUGGCUCGAUGGUAUUGGAAAGUCAUAUCACCUUGCUUUGAUCCGACAUCGCCAGCCAGAAAGCGACUUGAUGUCAACGAGUCAACUUGGACGGACGUUGGGAUGUUUUUCUUUGCGCUGAGCAGCGGAUUCGUGUUAUUGGCGACAGCGGUCCGGAUCGCGCAGGGGAUUGCGUGGGUGAUGCAGAUGGUGCAAGGCUUGCUGGGGGGUUUGAUUGCGAUUCUCGGUUCCUGA
Molecule: messenger RNA, 2889 nt
Organism: Colletotrichum lupini
Lineage: Eukaryota; Fungi; Ascomycota; Sordariomycetes; Glomerellales; Glomerellaceae
Exons: 3
Coding region: 1-2889 (962 amino acids)
Source: RefSeq, a predicted model, not a curated record